AUGUCGACGAAGAUGAAAGGAGAGUAUUCUUCUAGAAGCUUCGUAUAUUCCCGGAAAUGGUCUUUAUUUCUCUGCUUAGGUAGCUUCUGCGUCGGAAUGUUCUUCACCGAUCGGAUGUGGAGUAUACCUGAAUCGAAAGGCGUGUCUCGUCCAUCAGUAACCGAAGCUGAAAGAUUGAAACUGAUCUCAGAAGGUUGCAAUCCAAAAUCUCUUUACCAGAAAGAAGUAAAAAGAGAUCCUGAGGCUUUGUUUGGAGAAGUAGCUAAUACGCAUAAUGCUCUACAGACAUUGGAUAAGACCAUUUCAAGCUUAGAGAUGGAACUAGCUGCAGCAAGGUCAGUGCAGGAAACAUUACUAAAUGGUGCUCCUGUAUCAGAUGAUAUGGGGAAGAAGCAAUCGCAGGGGAAGAGACGGUAUUUGAUGGUUGUAGGGAUUAAUACAGCUUUUAGUAGCCGAAAGAGAAGAGAUUCUGUUCGAGAAACUUGGAUGCCUCAAGGUGAAAAAAGGAGGAGACUUGAAGAAGAGAAAGGGAUUAUUAUCCGGUUUGUCAUUGGUCACAGUGCCACGAACGGGGGAAUUCUAGAUCGAGCCAUAGAAGCUGAGGACAGGAAGCAUGGAGAUUUCUUGAGACUGGACCAUGUUGAAGGGUACCUCGAGUUGUCAGGGAAGACGAAAACUUACUUUUCUACAGCGUUUUCAAUGUGUGAUGCAGAUUUCUAUGUCAAAGUAGAUGAUGAUGUUCAUGUAAAUAUAGCAACUCUUGGAGAAACUCUUAUUAGACACCGGAAAAAACCACGGGUCUAUAUCGGUUGCAUGAAAUCUGGCCCUGUCCUGUAUCAAAAAGGAGUGAGAUACCAUGAGCCAGAGUACUGGAAAUUUGGUGAGAAUGGGAACAAAUACUUUCGUCAUGCUACUGGACAGAUAUACGCCAUUUCAAGAGACUUGGCUUCUUAUAUAUCAAUCAAUCAGCAUGUUCUUCACAAGUAUGCGAACGAAGAUGUUUCGUUAGGAGCUUGGUUUAUCGGAAUUGAUGUUAAACACAUUGAUGAUAGAAGAUUAUGCUGUGGCACUCUUGAUUGCGAAUGGAAAGCGCAAGCUGGAAACAUCUGUGUAGCAUCAUUUGACUGGACCUGCAGCGGAAUCUGUAGAUCAGCAGAUCGCAUCAAAGAGGUUCAUCGACGCUGCGGUGAAGGAGAAAACGCUCUUUGGAGUGCUACAUUUUGA
Molecule: messenger RNA, 1224 nt
Organism: Arabis nemorensis
Lineage: Eukaryota; Viridiplantae; Streptophyta; Magnoliopsida; Brassicales; Brassicaceae
Source: the annotation of a GenBank genome assembly